ACCAAACCUUGUUCCCUCAUAUGCAACAAAAGUGUUGUUGUUUACCCACUCAAAAAGCAUUUCUAAUGAUUGUCUAUCUAGACAUUAGCAGAAUCAUUUGGGGUUUCGCUUACAACCAUUAUUUUUCUAGGAACUGUGGCAUGUGCCUUCAUGUUUUAAAAAGACUCAUCCCUUUCUCUUAUCAUAUCCAUCAUGGACAUUAUCAUUAUUGUAUUCCAGUCCUCCGUUGCUUUAUACAUUAAUAUGAGAGCAUUAAAACAGCAAAACAAAAAACCUAUUUUCAUCUAUAGAAAGUUGAAAGUCUUAAGUAUAUGCUUCAAUAUACUUGAUCGAUUGAUCGUUCCCAUCAUCAACUGCACCCUCAUCUUUAAAGAUGUAAUAACCCUAAUAUUUAGGAUUAAAAAGAAGCAAGAUCACAGUACUGUGUACUUGACAUAUUUGUUGCUCUCAUUAUAACUGCAAUCAUAUGGAAUCUUAUUGAAUAUUAUUUCUACACCAUAGUUAGAGAUUUUGUCCUCAUUCUUCAAUCCACAUGUAUUUAUAUUUUCCUAAAUUAGAAAAUCGAUCAUUGCGUUAUAUUAAUGAUAGCAAGCUAAAACUUUUAGAAUAAUAGAACCUAGCCAUUGUCUUCGAAGUAGUUGGAUUGAGACCAGCUCUACGUCGAGGAGGAUAGCCUGUUAUUAAUUCGGAUAGAGUAGAAUAAGGACAUCUUAAAAAUACUAGUGAAGUUCAAAAGAUUUAUCAGCAACCAUUACAACAUAAUUAAAGUAUCAUAUUUAGUUAUUCAGGUUUUCAAGUUUAUGGUUCUCAAAAGGAAUUAAUAGAAAUCAAUUUAAUUGAAUGA
Messenger RNA from Paramecium octaurelia, 844 nucleotides. The record is from the annotation of a GenBank genome assembly. Lineage: Eukaryota; Ciliophora; Oligohymenophorea; Peniculida; Parameciidae.